GCCCAUGAUUGAAAUUAAGCCCAAUAAUAAAGACCCAGUCAAUAUACAAGCCUCAUUAAAGAGUGACGCUAUAUAUAUACGUCACAGGUCAAUUUGGCUGCGUUGUCCAUAAAACUAUGCUAGCAACUCCGACUAGAUUCGUUGCGUUAAGAAACCCAUUCCGAUCUUCUAAUAAGAUUCCGAUCUUCAUUUCUCCCUUUCCCAAAGGCUUUCCGCAGAAACCAGUGACCGGAGUUUCACGAAAUACUCGAUUUGUAUCUGCGAUGUCGACCCCUGCCGCCGCCUCCGUUAACGCCGUCACCAACUCCUGCAGAGGAUCAAUCACUCACGUCAUAUUCGACAUGGAUGGUCUCCUUCUAGACACUGAGAAGUUUUACACGGAGGUGCAGGAGAAGAUACUUGCUAGGUACAACAAAACAUUCGACUGGUCUUUGAAAGCGAAGAUGAUGGGAAGAAAAGCGAUAGAAGCCGCCACGCUUUUCGUUGAAGAAUGUGGGAUUAGUGACUCGCUUUCACCUCAAGAGUUCAUCGUAGAGAGAGAGUCAAUGUUGCAAGACCUCUUCCCCACAAGUGACCUAAUGCCUGGAGCUAGCCGACUUCUCAGACAUCUCCAUGGCAAAGGCAUUCCCAUUUGUGUCGCCACGGGUACACACACGCGGCAUUUCGAUCUAAAAACACAAAGACACCGUGAGCUUUUCUCGUUGAUGCAUCACAUAGUGCGGGGAGAUGAUCCAGAGGUGAAGCAAGGGAAGCCCGCUCCAGACGGCUUUCUCGCUGCAGCUAGGAGAUUUGAGGAUGGUCCUGUAGAUCCACGGAAGGCUCUGGUGUUUGAAGAUGCUCCUUCCGGAGUCAUGGCUGCUAAAAACGCUGGAAUAUCUAGCCUCUCUGCUAGAUUUCAAGCCAGAGGAAUGGGGCUUACCUCCCUUCGAGGAUUAAAAAAACUUAAGACCACGAAGCUUCAGGGCAACCUACGAAUCCUCUCCGGAAUCACGAUGUCGGACACCGAGACGUUUGCCUUCCAGGCUGAGAUCAACCAGCUUCUCUCCCUUAUCAUCAAUACCUUCUACAGCAACAAGGAGAUCUUCCUUCGUGAGCUCAUCAGUAACUCUUCCGAUGCAUUGGACAAGAUUAGAUUCGAGUCUUUGACUGACAAGAGCAAGCUCGAUGGUCAGCCAGAACUCUUCAUUCACAUCAUCCCGGAUAAGAGCAACAACACCUUGACCAUCAUCGACAGUGGUAUUGGGAUGACCAAGGCUGAUUUGGUCAACAACCUGGGUACAAUUGCCAGGUCUGGCACCAAGGAGUUCAUGGAGGCGUUGGCUGCUGGUGCCGAUGUCAGCAUGAUUGGACAGUUUGGUGUGGGUUUCUACUCUGCUUACUUGGUUGCCGAGAAGGUUGUUGUCGUCACCAAGCACAACGAUGACGAGCAGUAUGUGUGGGAGUCCCAGGCUGGAGGAUCCUUCACUGUGACCAGGGACACUUCUGGCGAGGUCCUUGGCAGGGGUACUAAGAUGACCCUUUACCUCAAGGAAGACCAGUUGGAGUACCUUGAAGAGCGCCGUCUUAAGGAUUUGGUGAAGAAGCACUCUGAGUUCAUCAGCUACCCGAUCUCUCUUUGGUAUGGCUGGACCGCAAACAUGGAGAGGAUCAUGAAGGCACAGGCCUUGAGAGAUAGCAGCAUGGGUGGGUACAUGUCUAGCAAGAAGACGAUGGAGAUCAACCCAGAAAACUCGAUCAUGGAUGAGUUGAGGAAGAGAGCUGAUGCAGACAAGAACGACAAGUCUGUCAAGGAUCUUGUCCUCCUCCUCUUCGAGACUGCUCUUCUCACCUCUGGUUUCAGCCUUGAUGAGCCCAACACCUUCGGAAACAGAAUCCACAGGAUGCUUAAACUCGGACUGAGCAUUGACGAGGAUGCAGAGGUCGAAGCCGAUGCUGACAUGCCACCGCUUGAGGAUGACGCCGAGGCUGAAGGAAGCAAGAUGGAAGAAGUCGAC
Thlaspi arvense is the source of this 1994-nucleotide messenger RNA. NCBI's taxonomy places the organism in Eukaryota, Viridiplantae, Streptophyta, Magnoliopsida, Brassicales, Brassicaceae. The record is from the annotation of a GenBank genome assembly.